CCCUUGUCUUGGUAAUUCUGCGUGAUCUCAGUGGCUCAAAACAGGUCUUCGAAAUAUGACGAAUAACGAAUACCGAAAAAAACGAAAAUCUGUUGACUUUAAGAUCUAGCUUUCAACAUUGGGUCAUUGCCUUUUUUCUUCUCUUCAUCUAUUCAAUUGUUACUAUUCAACCGAAAUAGGAUAUUGUAACUUCAUCAGCUCUCAAUUGCCGCUAAAUCUUCUCAAAACCUCUCUUCCUGUUCGUGCUAUCAAAGCUUUUACGAGCUCUCGACUUGCCACGUGCUCUACCUCUCGAAAAAGGUAUACAGAAAUAGACAGAAAUAGCUUGCGAGACCAUAGCACAAUUAGGGAAAGUCAGAACGCAACCCCGCGAUUCCUCCCGAUUGGACUGUGGCUCUCGGCCUUGGUCGGUGGCACCGCAUCAAGUGCGCCAUUGUCUUAGAAUUUUUUUCUUUUUUUCCCUGUGACGCUGCAGGAUCGAAAAUUUUAAGUAACCCAGAGGAAAUCCAGCACCGCCUGGUCUCUCUUUUCCUCUAGUCAUUAUGGGCGACAUGGCGAACGAGAUCAAACUGCUCUCGGGCAAUAGCCAUCCGAGUCUGGCCAAAGCCGUGGCCGAUCGGCUCGGCAUUGAGAUCGCAAAGACUAUGAGUCUGAAUUAUUCAAACCAAGAAACCAGUGUAACGGUCGGCGAAUCAGUCAGAGAUGAGGAUGUCUUCAUAUUACAAUCCACCGCCCCGGGCGACAUUAACGAUGGCUUAAUGGAGCUUCUGAUUAUGAUCCACGCCUGUCGUACGGCAUCCGCGCGGCGCAUCACCGCUGUCAUACCCAAUUUCCCAUACGCGCGCCAGGACAAGAAAGACAAGAGUCGUGCGCCCAUCUCCGCGAAGCUGAUCGCGAACAUGUUGCAAACGGCCGGCUGCAACCACGUCAUUACCAUGGAUCUCCACGCCUCGCAAAUACAGGGCUUCUUCAACGUCCCCGUGGACAACCUGUACGCCGAGCCGAGUGUCCUACGCUGGAUCCGCGAGAAUCUGGCUGGUCAGGAGACCGUCAUCGUGAGCCCGGACGCCGGUGGUGCAAAGAGGGCUACAUCUAUUGCGGAUCGUCUAGACCGCGGUUUUGCGCUCAUCCACAAGGAGCGCCCCCGACCUAACGUCGUAGGCAGGAUGGUGCUAGUCGGUGAUGUGGUAGACAAGGUCGCCAUUCUGGUCGACGAUAUGGCAGAUACUUGCGGCACCCUAGCUAAGGCAGCAGCCACAGUCAAGGACCACGGCGCGCGCGAGGUCAUCGCCGUCGUCACCCACGGCAUUCUAAGUGGAGACGCUAUCACCACUCUGAACAAUAGUUGCUUGAGCCAAAUUGUUGUUACCAACACCGUACCCCUGGGCGACAAGGUCCAGCGGUGCAAGAAGCUAAGAGUGAUCGACGUGAGCCCCACGAUAGCCGAAGCUAUCCGACGAACUCACAACGGCGAGAGCGUGAGUUUCUUAUUCACCCACGCUCCGGUCUAAUAUGUCGUGUGUUACAUGUUCACUGCAUAUGUACACCACCAACACGCACACGCACAAGCAUAUCAGGGGAAGAGAAUAAACAUCGUCGGUAACGAUGCGAAACUGAAACUGAAGAUUGCCGCUACGUUUCACUAGAGGUGGCUUCUUCGUUUUCUUUUGGUUCUGUUCUUCUUCUAUUACUUUGGGAGGGAGUUUUGAGAGAAAUUUGCAUUUGGGAAAUCAUGGAACGCGAAUAGCCAAAGACGGACGAGACGAGACGAGACGGACGGGAAACGUCGUAGAGCAUAACUCGAGGUCAUAUACGUACGGGAGUUUUUUUUUAUUAUGCGACAUAGUAGAACUUGCAUCUGCCUAUGGAUAUACACUUAUGUCAAUACUGCAUAUCAUCAAUUACAGCAUGGGUUAUGGCGAAAUGGAAAACGAGCAUGUUGGUUUACAAGGGAGCAUCAUGUCAUAUAGCAUUAUCACAUUAUCACAUUACGUAUCGAUACGGAACUGCGAAUAUAAAG
This is a messenger RNA of Annulohypoxylon maeteangense, 2020 nucleotides long. RefSeq names its product ribose-phosphate pyrophosphokinase 3. Gene Ontology annotation, molecular function: magnesium ion binding; ribose phosphate diphosphokinase activity. Gene Ontology annotation, cellular component: cytoplasm; ribose phosphate diphosphokinase complex. The record is from RefSeq and is a predicted model, not a curated record. NCBI's taxonomy places the organism in Eukaryota, Fungi, Ascomycota, Sordariomycetes, Xylariales, Hypoxylaceae. The transcript has 6 exons. Bases 543 to 1511 code for a protein of 322 amino acids. Gene Ontology annotation, biological process: 5-phosphoribose 1-diphosphate biosynthetic process; ribonucleoside monophosphate biosynthetic process; purine nucleotide biosynthetic process.